AAGACUUGCUCGUAACUUUCUGAAUUCUGAUUUUUUUAAAAAAAACUUUUUCUUAACUUUCACUGAGGAAAUACAGGUUACUGUAGUCUGAUGUUUGCUCCCCAAGGUCACAAAAUAUGACAAGCAGCAGUUUUUCUUAUGCUCAAUGAUUUCUACCUUAACCCAAAGGACUGCCUAUAAUUUCACUAAGAAUGUCUUCUUAUUCCGAUACUGGGGAUAUACAAGAAUCUCUAAAGCGUGGAUUUACACCUAUUGGUGCUGGGCUUCCGGAGCGACACCGACCCCCCGUUCCCGCCCGCGGCCGCCUUGUCAUGCUGCCCAAAGUGGAGACGGAAGCCCUAGGACUGGCUCGAUCGCAUGGGGAACAGGGGCAGAUGCCGGAAAACAUGCAAGUGUCUCAGUUUAAAAUGGUGAAUUACUCCUAUGAUGAAGAUCUUGAAGAGCUUUGUCCCGUGUGUGGCGAUAAAGUGUCUGGGUACCAUUAUGGGCUCCUCACCUGUGAAAGCUGCAAGGGAUUUUUUAAGCGAACAGUCCAAAACAAUAAAAGGUAUACAUGUAUAGAAAACCAGAAUUGCCAAAUUGACAAAACCCAGAGAAAACGUUGUCCUUACUGUCGAUUUCAAAAAUGUCUGAGUGUUGGAAUGAAGCUAGAAGCGGUAAGGGCCGACCGAAUGCGUGGAGGCAGGAAUAAGUUUGGGCCAAUGUAUAAGAGAGACAGGGCUCUGAAGCAACAGAAAAAAGCCCUCAUCCGGGCCAAUGGACUUAAGCUAGAAGCCAUGUCUCAGGUGAUCCAAGCGAUGCCCUCUGACCUGAGCAUCUCUGCGAUUCAGAACAUCCACUCAGCCUCCAAAGGCCUACCUCUGAACCACGCUGCCUUGCCUCCCACAGACUACGACAGAAGUCCUUUUGUAACGUCCCCCAUUAGCAUGACAAUGCCACCUCAUGGCAGCCUGCAGGGUUACCAAACAUAUGGCCAUUUUCCUAGCCGGGCCAUCAAGUCCGAGUACCCAGACCCCUACACCAGCUCGCCUGAGUCGAUCAUGGGCUACUCCUAUAUGGAUGGUUACCAGACCAGCUCUCCAGCCAGCAUCCCACAUCUGAUACUGGAACUUUUAAAGUGCGAGCCAGAUGAGCCUCAAGUGCAAGCCAAAAUCAUGGCCUAUUUGCAGCAAGAGCAGGCGAACCGGAGCAAGCACGAAAAGCUGAGCACGUUCGGGCUCAUGUGCAAAAUGGCAGACCAAACCCUCUUCUCCAUCGUGGAGUGGGCGAGGAGUAGCAUCUUCUUCCGGGAACUGAAGGUUGAUGACCAAAUGAAGCUGCUUCAGAACUGCUGGAGCGAGCUCUUAAUCCUCGACCACAUUUACCGACAAGUGGUGCAUGGGAAGGAAGGCUCGAUCUUCCUGGUUACUGGGCAACAAGUGGACUAUUCUAUAAUCGCAUCACAAGCUGGCGCCACCCUCAACAACCUCAUGAGUCAUGCACAGGAGCUAGUGGCAAAACUUCGGUCCCUGCAGCUUGAUCAGCGAGAGUUUGUGUGUCUAAAGUUCUUGGUGCUCUUUAGUUUAGAUGUCAAAAACCUUGAGAACUUCCAGCUGGUCGAAGGUGUCCAGGAACAAGUCAACUCGGCCCUGCUGGACUAUACACUUUGCAACUACCCGCAGCAAGCAGAGAAAUUCGGGCAGCUACUACGUGGACUACCAGAAAUCCGAGCAAUUAGCAUGCAGGCUGAAGAAUACCUCUAUUACAAGCACCUGAAUGGAGAUGUCCCCUAUAAUAACCUUCUCAUCGAAAUGUUGCAUGCCAAAAGAGCUACUCUUCACUGAAAUUAAACCUGAAAAAUAUCACAUACUGCUAUGCUGUUCACCAGGUGGCUUACACCCUGAGAGUGGUUCGCAAGUCAGGCAACACAGUCAUAUCCAUACUGCUGGUGAAACCAUGGGCGGAAGCCGAUGAGCAGGACAGUGUGACAGCUGCCUGUGGCCCUUCAGAAAUUGGCCAGUGAAUUUUUCUGCUGUGAAUUGUUAAUCAGUUUGUAACCAGACAUUGGCCUAGCCAACUGCCUUAUCAAUACAGGACUUAUUAGUACAAGCAGACUCAAAUAUAAAGGUUUUUGGCUUAGUUUCGUUUACUAGAGCUGGUCUAUGUUGGUUAUCAGACAAUCUGUCAUGUCUGGAUAUUUAUAUUACAGAUCGCGCAAUGUUUAGAGUGUGAAGUCAGUUACGCAUUGACAUUUUCUUACUGUAUCAGUGAAAUACAUAUUGUCAUGUCAGUUCUUGCCAGAAAUUUCUCACCAAAAUGGAAUUUUUUUUUCAGUAUUUCAAUAAAUAUUGAUAUGCCCA
Messenger RNA from Chinchilla lanigera (long-tailed chinchilla), 2339 nucleotides. It is a transcript of the gene Nr5a2, whose product is annotated as nuclear receptor subfamily 5, group A, member 2. The record is from RefSeq and is a predicted model, not a curated record. The transcript has 9 exons. Gene Ontology annotation, cellular component: RNA polymerase II transcription regulator complex. Lineage: Eukaryota; Metazoa; Chordata; Mammalia; Rodentia; Chinchillidae. Gene Ontology annotation, molecular function: nuclear receptor activity; zinc ion binding; RNA polymerase II cis-regulatory region sequence-specific DNA binding. Gene Ontology annotation, biological process: hormone-mediated signaling pathway; regulation of transcription by RNA polymerase II; tissue development. The coding region runs from base 192 to 1823 and encodes 543 amino acids.